AUGAAGACAGGCUAUGCAGCAGGGAUUCCAGAGAGUGAAUGGAUUUUCUCCAGCCUCCGUAAGAGAAAUUUGACUUUUAACACAAGCCAAAGGGACACAAUGUUUGCCCCGCAACUGAAGCGAUCCGUAGUAUUAUGGGCAUUGUUUUUCAUAUGGACAGCUACUGGACUGAGCAAGGAUGGAAGGAUGGUGUGGGAAAGAGACCACAGUUUAAGUCCUGUGAAUGAAAGCCAGCUGUUUCUGCAUGACACGUUUCCAACAAAGUUCAUCUGGGGCGUGGGGACCAGUGCAUUUCAGGUGGAGGGCACUGAGAGGAAUGAUGGAAAGGGACCCUCAAUAUGGGAACACUUCAACCCUUCACACUCCCAAGCUGACUCCAGGACAGAUAACUCCAGUGACAGCUACAACUUUCUGCAAAAAGAUUUGUCAGCUCUGGAUUUUUUGGGAGUUUCUUCUUACCAGUUUUCAAUAUCAUGGCCAAGGCUCUUUCCCACUGGGAUGGUAACAGCUGUCAAUGAAAAAGGGCUCCGUUACUACAAUCACCUCCUAGAUGCUCUAGUUCUCAGACAGAUUGAACCUGUAGUCACCCUUUACCACUGGGAUUUGCCUUUGGCACUGCAAGAGAAAUAUGGGGGCUGGGCAAAUGAAUCUCUCAUUGAUGUCUUCAACGACUAUGCCUCUUUUUGCUUCCAAGCUUUUGGGGAUCGAGUUAAGUACUGGAUUACGAUCCACAAUCCUUACUUAAUUGCUUGGCAUGGGUAUAGCACAGGUAUUCAUGCUCCUGGAGAGAUGGAGGAAAGCGCUGCCUACACAGUAGGACAUAAUCUGAUCAAGGCUCAUGCAAAAGUUUGGCACAACUAUGACAAGCAUUUCCGGCCACAUCAGAAAGGAUUUUUGUCAAUCACGUUAGGAUCCCACUGGAUUGAACCAAACAGAUUCAACAACCAGUUAGACAUUACAAAAUGUCAACAGUCCAUGCAGAGAGUGCUUGGGUGGUUUGCCAAGCCAAUACAUGGGAAUGGAGAUUACCCAGAAGAGCUGAAGGCUGAACUUGCCUCUAUCUUGCCAAAUGCUACCCAGACAGAGAGGAAUUAUAUAAAAGGGACUGCUGACUUCUUUGCAUUUUCCUUUGGCCCUCAUAAUUUUAUACCAACGAACACAAAAUUUAAAAUGGGGCAAAAUUUCUCACUCAACCUGCGUGGAGUAUUGAACUGGAUUAAACUGGAAUACGACAAUCCAAGAAUCCUGAUUACAGAAAAUGGGUGGUUCAGCCAGAGCCCUGUAACGUCAGAAGACACCACCAUUAUCUACAUGAUGAAGAAAUUUAUUAAUAAGGUCUUACAAGCUAUUAAGUAUGAUGAAAUUGAUGUGUUUGGUUACACGGCUUGGUCCCUCAUGGAUGGAUUUGAAUGGCAUCAUGAUUAUGAUAUCAGACGCGGAUUGUUUUAUAUCGAUUUCAACAGCAAAGAAAAAGAGUGGAUUCCCAAGUCAUCUGCAUUUUAUUAUAAGCAAAUUGUAAAGGAAAAUGGCUUUCCAAUGAAGGAAUCUAUCCCAAUUUUGCAUGGUCAGUUUCCCUGUGAUUUCUCCUGGGGUAUGACUGAAUCAGUUAUUAAGGCAGAAACUGUUGCUUCUUCUCCACAGUUCUGUGACCCUAACCUUUAUCUCUGGAACAUUACUGGAGAUGGUCUUUUCCAUCAGGUGAAAGGAGUGAAACUGAAAACUCGACCAGCCCAAUGUACAGAUUUUGUCAGCAUUAAAACACAGCUUGAGCUGCUCUCGAAAAUUAAAAUCACCCAUUAUAGAUUUGCACUCAGUUGGUCAUUGCUUCUACCCAGUGGUGAAUUGUCAUCCAUAAACAGGCAAGUUCUUCGAUACUAUCGAUGUGUGAUUCGUGAGAUGCUCAAACUCAGAGUCCAACCAGUCAUCACCUUAUAUUACCCAACUCACCGCUCUUUGGGCCUGCCUAGUCCUUUACUUCAUAAUGGCGGAUGGUUAAAUCAGUCCACUGUCCAGGCAUUUAGAAACUAUGCAGAAAUAUGUUUUCAGGAACUUGGGGACUUGGUUCAAUUCUGGAUCACAAUAAAUGAACCCAACCGACUCAGUGAUAUUUAUAGCAGCAGCAGUAAAGAUACCUACCAGGCAGCUCACAAUUUAUUGAUAGCACAUGCCUUGGCUUGGCAUGUGUAUGAUAAACAAUAUCGGUCCUUUCAGCAUGGUCUAGUGUCUUUGUCUCUGCAUUCUGAUUGGGCAGAGCCUGCCAAUCCCUUUGUUGACACACACAGGAAAGCAGCUGAAAGAUUCCUUCAGUUUGAAGUAGCUUGGUUUUCAGAUCCAAUUUUCAAGACGGGGGACUAUCCAGUUGCCAUGAGAGAAUAUAUCAACUAUAAGAAUAGCAAAGGCCUCUCUAAUUCGUCUUUGCCAUAUUUCACAGAUGAAGAAAAUAAACUUGUAAAAGGUGCCGCUGAUUUUUAUGCACUGAAUCACUUCACCACAAGAUAUAUAAUGCACGAAUCUAGAAAUGGAAGUAGGUAUGAAUUUGACCAGGAUGUUCAAUUUCUACAAGAUCGCACCUGCCUAAGUUCCCCAUCUCGCUCAGCAAUAGUGCCCUGGGGGCUACGCAAAAAUCUAAACUGGAUUAAAAAGCAUUAUGGCAACAUAGAUAUCUACGUCACAGCAAGUGGGAUAGAUGAUCAUUCAAAUAACGAUGUACUUCGUAAAUACUAUCUUGAAAAGUAUGUACAGGAAGCCUUAAAAGCUUACCAUAUUGACAAAGUCAACGUUAGAGGCUACUUUGCAUUUAAAUUGACUGAUGAACAAUCCAAACCAAGAUUUGGAUUCUUCUCCUCUGAACCAAAAGCCAAGCCUUCUGUCCAGUUCUACAACCAGCUGAUCAGCAACAGUGGCUUUCCCUUGGAGCCUACAAAUAAUGUGUGUGGUCAACCAAGAGAAAAAGCAACGUGUACUCUUUGCUUAUUUCUAGUGCAGAAAAAGCCUUUAAUAUUCUUUGGAUGCUGCCUUUUCACUACUCUAAUCUUAUUUUUAAGUAUUAUAAUAUUUCACAAAAGGAAAAGGAGAAAAUGGCAUCGGUCAAAAAAUUCCCAGGUCAGUGUUCCUGUUAAAACGAGAUACAAGAAUGUUCUCAACCAAAUAUAG
This is a messenger RNA of Hemicordylus capensis (graceful crag lizard), 3153 nucleotides long. It is a transcript of the gene KLB, whose product is annotated as klotho beta. The record is from RefSeq and is a predicted model, not a curated record. Gene Ontology annotation, biological process: fibroblast growth factor receptor signaling pathway; carbohydrate metabolic process. Lineage: Eukaryota; Metazoa; Chordata; Lepidosauria; Squamata; Cordylidae. Gene Ontology annotation, molecular function: fibroblast growth factor binding; fibroblast growth factor receptor binding; hydrolase activity, hydrolyzing O-glycosyl compounds.